Molecule: messenger RNA, 1213 nt
Organism: Calliphora vicina (urban bluebottle blowfly)
Lineage: Eukaryota; Metazoa; Arthropoda; Insecta; Diptera; Calliphoridae
Gene: shrb
Product: charged multivesicular body protein shrub
Exons: 4
Coding region: 156-842 (228 amino acids)
Biological process (GO): late endosome to vacuole transport via multivesicular body sorting pathway; vesicle budding from membrane
Cellular component (GO): multivesicular body; cytoplasmic side of plasma membrane; ESCRT III complex
Source: RefSeq, a predicted model, not a curated record
AAAACAAAUGUCAGUUUUGGAUGACGCACUAUCGAAGAAAAAUUAGAAUAUACAUAUUUAUAAAUCGCAAUAAUAACUUACAGAAAGUGAAUAUUUUUAAUAUAAAUAAUAGUUUUGAGCAACGCGAUAAACACGGAAAUAAUUAACCAAUUAAGAUGAGUUUCUUUGGCAAAAUGUUUGGGGGCAAAAAGGAACAAGCUCCAACUACGGGCGAAGCAAUACAAAAACUGCGAGAAACUGAAAAUAUGCUAAUCAAAAAACAAGAAUUUUUGGAAUCCAAAAUUGAAGAGGAGCUAAGUACAGCUAGAAAGAAUGCAUCCAAAAACAAAAGAGUGGCUUUACAAGCAUUAAAAAAGAAGAAGCGUUUGGAAAAACAAUUGCAACAAAUCGAUGGCACCUUAUCCACAAUUGAAAUGCAGCGUGAAGCACUUGAAAGUGCCAACACGAAUACUGCUGUAUUGACAACAAUGAAAAAUGCUGCCGAUGCCCUUAAAGCAGCUCAUCAAAAUAUGGAUGUUGAUAAGGUUCAUGAUAUGAUGGAUGACAUUGCAGAACAACAAGAUGUGGCGCGCGAAAUUUCGGAUGCCAUUUCAAAUCCUGUAGCAUUUGGUGCUGAUAUUGACGAUGAAGAUUUGGAACGUGAACUAGAUGAACUAGAACAAGAGAACUUCGACAAGGAAAUUAUUGGCAUACCAGAACCUGCAACUACGCUGCCAGAAGUGCCAGAUGAUGAAGUUGCUGAAAAAGCAAAAGAAAAGAAGAAAGCUACUACCUCAAACAAUCUAGAAACGAUUCCAGAUGACGAUCCCGAUAUGAAACAAUUAUUGGCAUGGGCCAAUUAAACAACAAUCUGGUAUUACCAUAAAUAUUCUUUACUCGAGUCUCUUGAGCAUCUUUUUAUCUAUCUCUAAGUAUAAAUAAAAUUAAAUUGAAUUAUAAUUUGUGAUUAAAUGAUUUUGAAAUCCAGCUAAAUGUACUGGAAUACACAAGUUUUCAAAUAAGUUUCCACUUUGCUUUUUAAAAGAUGUGCAUCUUAUUUAGGGAAAUUUCUUCAGUUUUUUGUUUCCUUUAGUUUUUCAUAUUUCGCUAUAUAGUUUGGACUUUGAUAACAAUAGAAAAUCAUCAUCAUAGAAUAAUUACUAUUAAAUUAUGUUUAAAUAUACAAAACAGCAAAAGUCUUAAUAAAAAAUUAUUUGCAAAUGAUAUAAAUAAA